AUGAAUAUAAAACUGGAUCUUGAAAGGAUGUACAUGAUGCAUACAUUUAGGUUCCCAUUCUCGAUGGAUCAGCGAGGGAAUGGGUGGAAGCUAUCGAGCAAGUUGGGAUUGCAGUUGCUAUGGAUUCCAAUGGAAGAAAUUUAUCAGUUACGGACUAAAUUUCCCAUAGGUUCUGUGAGAUAUCAAGCUCAACCAGCUUCGACGAAGUUAUUUUCGAUACAAAAUUCAACUCUAUGGUCACUGUCACACUUCCUCGUCGGCGCCGCCACCGCUAUAUCUUCUGUUGCGCACAGUAGUCACUAUCAAAGCUGGGAAAGCAAGAAUGGCAGGAGAAGAAAAGUGGACACCAUAACCACAGAUAAAGCAAUAAGAGACAGUGACACGAUUGUUUCAGAUGGUGAAAUGUUUGAAUUUGGCUUUUUUACCCCUGAGAGACUCCACUUACUGAUACCUCCGGUGUGCUCAGAGUCAAUAGCAUGGGAACACUGCUGCUUCUCAAUGGAUUUUAUUACAGGAAGAGAAGGGUGCUUGACAUCUUGGAAGAGUCUGGAUGAUCCUUCUCCAGGCCUGUAUGUAACUUGGCUGGAUACAAAUGGAUAUCCACAAUCAUUUCAGAGACGAGGUUCAGUUAUAACAUUAAGAUUUGGACCAUGGAAUGGUGUUAGGACAAAUGGUUUACCUAGUAAGCCAAAUCCUAUUUACAGAUAUGACUUUGUUUUGAAUGAGAAAGAGGCGUAUUUUAUAUAUAAUCUUAUUAAUACCUCAUUUCUUUCGAGACUUGUUAUUGGUCCUGAAGGCCACGAAAUGAGGUUAAACUGGGAUGAUCCCUCCCAAGGGUGGGUCCCAUAUUUGGCUGCAACGGUUGACAUAUGUGCACCAUAUGGACUCUGUGGUUCAUAUGGAAGCUGUAACAUAAACAGUUCACCUGUUUGUAGUUGUAUGGUAGGGUUUGAACCAAAACACCCCAAAGAAUGGAAUGCAGGAGAUUGGUCAGGUGGUUGUCAACGUAAAAAACCAUUAAAAUGUGGGAGUGAAGAUGGUUUUCGGGCGAUUUCAGGUUUGAAAUUUCCGGAUACCAGGCAAUCAUGGUACAAUCUGAGCAUGAACCUUGGAGAAUGUAAAAAGGCAUGCAAGAGGAAUUGUUCUUGUACAGCUUAUGCAAAUGUGGAUAUUAGAAGAGGUGGAAGUGGAUGUUUGCUAUGGUUUAAUGAUCUUAUGGAUAUCAGAGAAUCCGAUGAAGAUCAAGAUCUUUACAUAAGAAUGGCUGCAUCUGAGUUAACAGGCAUAAAAUCUGGCUUUAACAAGAAAAAAGUAAUCGAAGUGGCCCUUGGAAGUUCAGUUGGUUUUAUUCUUAUAUGCCUAGCUGUGGUAGUGUAUAUUAGGAAGAAAUGGUCUCAUGCUCAAAUUCAAGGUACUCUGAUGAAGACCCUUUGUGAAGACUAUACAGAUGGAGGCCAAAAUAAAGAUGUAGAGUUGCCAUUUUUCAGCUUUUCUGAAGUAUCUAAGUUGACCAAUAACUUCUCCAUCGGCAAUAAGCUAGGACAAGGUGGCUUUGGUCCAGUUUACAAGGGUGUAAUGGAAGAUGGGAGAGAAAUAGCUGUAAAGCGACUAUCAGAAACAUCGACACAAGGACUUGACGAAUUUAAAAAUGAAGUUAGAUGUAUCCACAGACUUCAACAUCGAAAUCUUGUGAAGCUUCUUGGAUUCUGUGCUCAAAAAAAUGAAAUCAUGUUGAUUUAUGAAUACAUGCCCAACAGAAGCCUAGAUCAAAUUUUAUUUGAUGAGACUAGAAGUUCAAUGCUUGAUUGGAAUCACCGAUUCCGCAUCAUCAGUGGAAUUGCACGAGGGCUUCUUUAUCUGCAUCAAGAUUCGCGCCUUCGUAUCAUACAUAGGGAUCUUAAAGCUGGUAAUAUUUUGUUGGACAAUGACAUGAACCCAAAGAUAUCAGAUUUUGGGCUGGCUAGAAGAUUUAAAGGAUACGAAACUGGAUCUAACACAAAGAAUGUGGUUGGAACUUAUGGUUACAUCCCUCCAGAGUAUGCAGUUCACGGCAUUUUCUCCACAAAAUCAGAUGUAUUUAGCUUCGGUGUUUUGGUGCUGGAAAUAGUAAGUGGGAUGAAAAACCAAGAAUUCUCUUCUCAAGAACACGGCGACAACCUUCUUGGACAUGCAUGGAGACUGUAUAAAGACGACAAGAGUCUUGAUCUGGUUGGUGGAUCUUUAAGGGAGUCAUGCAUCAUGUUGGAGGUACUCCGGUCAAUACACAUUGGUCUAUUAUGUGUGCAGAAUCAGCCAGAAGAUAGGCCGACAAUGUCAUCUGUGGUAUUGAUGCUUGGUAAUGAUGGUGUCUUGCCUCAGCCUAAACCACCUGCCUUUUUCACCGAGCCUGAUCUCCACCUGCUUGCACCCACUGCACAACAAUAUUCUGUUGCUAAUAUCACUACAUCAUUGACAGGAAAGUCUCAAUUGGUGUUGGCAAUGGUAUCAGUGGUUGAAAGCCCUUUGUCAAACGUCAUAAUUGUGGUGGAGGAGGGUGAUUUCGAGUGGUCUUCGAAUCCAAUAGACUUAGGUUCAUUUGUCACACUUAUGUGGUUGUUUGUUGGUGGGUUUUCCUUUUACACAGAAGCAUUUGAUAAUGCACAGAAGGUGUUCGAUAGAAUGCAUAAGAGAUGUUUCAAGCUAAAUUCCCGGUAA
Lactuca virosa is the source of this 2694-nucleotide messenger RNA. The record is from the annotation of a GenBank genome assembly. NCBI's taxonomy places the organism in Eukaryota, Viridiplantae, Streptophyta, Magnoliopsida, Asterales, Asteraceae.